CUAACCGUCUUUGCAAACAAAUGCCUGUGAUUAAUAAAAAUAAAUAAUUAACUAAAUAUAGUCACAGUAUAAAUAUAUAUACAUAUAAAUACUCAUAUUUUUUCUAAUAAAUAAUUAAGUGAUAAAUUAUCGUUUCGGUCAAUGCGCUCAUGUUCCGUUACGGGUACAAGUGCUGCCGCGAUCAAUUAUUUAUGUAAUAUAUAAUGUGAUACUAGUGUAACGUAAUAAUAAACAAUAAUAAUGAGAUAUCUAUCAAAAAUGUCAGUAUGUUGUCGCAAAAAUAACAACAAUGGGUUCAUUAUCGGAAUGUGUUUCGGACUAAUAAUAAGUUUACUGCUUUACCAAAUGUCAAGUAUUGAUUCGCACGAUGAUAAAUAUGGAUCAAUCGAAACAGUAGAUCGUAAUAUAAACAAAAAACGUUCAUCACAUCUAACUCUACUCACUAGCCAGGAUAAUAACGACUAUGAAAUAAAUAAUCAAAUAAAUCGGCCGUCGUCGAACGACCAAGUCGACGAAUACGCGCCGAAAAUAAAGAAACCAUCGUCUUUACACCUCGAUACCGAUGUAAAUAAAAAACAAUGGAGAUUUAUUCGCCCGCGGUAUUAUUUUACAGAGCUGGGGAUCCGGGAAAAAUUAUUCCUCGGUGUUUUGACGAACCCCGAGCACUUGCACAGCCGCGGAGUGGUUUUUAAUAGAACUGUGGGCCAUUUGAUCGAGAAAAUUCGGUACUUUAUUACGAUAAAUGAAGGAUCUGGGAACGGGAACAAGAAACCCAAUGUGACUUUGUCGGGAAUCGUUGGAUUUACGGACGCGCGUAAGAUCCUCAAGCCAUUCCACGUGAUAAAGUACAUUAUUGAUAACUAUCUCGAUGACUAUGACUACUAUUUUAUCAUCAAAGACUCGUCGUACGUGAACGCGAGGCAGCUGAUGGCUCUGGUCGAAAGCUUCAGCAUCGGGAGCAACAAAGAAAUUUAUCUGGGGAUUCCAAUCAAGACUGACAGUACUAAUAAUGACAACUAUAUUAAUGAUAAUUUAACAAACUUUUGUUCCCUCGACGCGGGGAUCUUGAUAAGCAACUCGAUAAUGCGCGAGCUGAAGAAAAAUCUCGACUGGUGCGUAAAAAAUACUCUUCUGUACUCGAGUCAAUCAGAUGACGUCAAUUUCGGAAGGUGUCUUUACUACUCGACAAAGAUUCCGUGCAGCAGAAAAUUAUUCCGAAGUAAAAAUGAAAUUUUCGCGGCUAAGCAGCUGCCGGACAACUUUAAUUUCGUCAAGGAUUUCAGUUCGCUGAUAAACAACAACUACUUUGAUAAUCUGGUGUCAGUCUAUCCGAUAUAUGACCCGAAGAUAAUUUACCGCAUGCACGCGUUCGUUGCCGCGAAAGAAUUAGAAAAAAUAGAAAACGUUAUGAUGAAAUUGAGGAAUGAAAUAUCCGGUAGCGCACAUCUAGGUCCGGUAAUUACUAGUAAUAAUAUUUAUAACAGCAACAGAACAUCCUGGCCAGUGGGGAUCAAUCCCGGGAACAAGGCGCCAGGACGUUUUGAUAUUUUGCGCUGGAAUUAUUUCAACGCGACCCAUAUUUUUGGGGAAACGGACUUCGGUAACGUGGGUAAAUUACGGGGUAGCAAGAAACUGGACAUCGACUAUGUGCUGAUGGUGGGCAAGAAGAUAAUCGAAGAUAAAUAUGACGGCAAGUGGAAAUAUGAAGGACUGGUCAAUGGGUACAUGAGAUUCGACGCCUCCAGAGGGAUGGAUUAUAUUCUAGACUUAAGUUUUGCAGACUCGAGUACCAAAGAAAGUAAAAAAGUUGUGAAACGCAUCGAACUUUGCAAGCCGCUGGGGAAAGUCGAGCUGCUUGCGGCCCCCUACGUCACGGAAAACACGAGGGUUAAUUUGAUUCUGAUGGUCGACGGGAGUAAUAUCGAUGACUCUAUUAAAUUUAUUAAAGACUAUGGGUCUGUUUGCAUGGAGAAGAGAGACAAGACUACACUGAUGUUGGUGUUUUUGUACAACAAUUCAUCAACGAAAGGCGCGAAUGACAUUUAUGCGAGGGUCAAGACACUGGCGCUGAGUCUCACUGAUAAAUACAAUAAGAGCAAAGAACAGACGAAAAUUAUUUGGCUGUCGGUUCAAUUACCCAAGGGAGGGAAUGAGGAUCCGCGGAUUAAAGUCGCGGUUACUGAUCUGGUUAUUAAAAAAUUUUCAAUGGAAAGUUUGAUUUUAUUUGUGCAGACUCGGAUGGAACUUACGGUUGAUUAUUUGAAUAGAAUUAGAAUGAACACAAUAGUCCAAUGGCAAGUAUUUAGUCCAAUACCUUUCGUCGAAUACAACCCAAAUUUAUACGAAAGUGAUCAGAAAUCAUUGAAAUUUGACCUCAGUCACAACCACGGCUACUACGACACGUCUAAUUACGAAAGUAUUUCAUUUUACGCGAAAGAUUAUCGCGCAGUUCGCCGGGCGAGCGAAAACGAGUUGCCGCAGGUCCACAGCGACCGGGAAAUAAAUAAAUUACUGAAGAAAAAAUCACCGAAAUCAAGUGGCGUAAUUUCGAUAUUCAAAUUAUUUGUCUCGUACAGCGACUUGCAUAUUUUCCGCGGCAUUGAACCCGCGCUGAAAAUUCAUUACAGCGAUAAAAAUAAAAAUGAAUGUGGCAAAAGUGCCCUGGGACAUCGCGGGCAACUCGCGAGACUGAUUGACGAAUAUAAAGUCAUAUAA
Microplitis mediator is the source of this 2715-nucleotide messenger RNA. It is a transcript of the gene Chpf, whose product is annotated as chondroitin sulfate synthase 2. The record is from RefSeq and is a predicted model, not a curated record. Gene Ontology annotation, molecular function: glucuronosyl-N-acetylgalactosaminyl-proteoglycan 4-beta-N-acetylgalactosaminyltransferase activity. The coding region runs from base 241 to 2715 and encodes 824 amino acids. NCBI's taxonomy places the organism in Eukaryota, Metazoa, Arthropoda, Insecta, Hymenoptera, Braconidae. Gene Ontology annotation, cellular component: Golgi cisterna membrane. The transcript has 3 exons.